Molecule: messenger RNA, 1569 nt
Organism: Schistocerca gregaria
Lineage: Eukaryota; Metazoa; Arthropoda; Insecta; Orthoptera; Acrididae
Exons: 4
Coding region: 1-1569 (522 amino acids)
Molecular function (GO): catalytic activity
Source: RefSeq, a predicted model, not a curated record
AUGGAGGCGACGGCUGUGGCUGUGGUGACGUCAGCGGGGGUCGUCACCUUCGUCUCCGUUUACCGUCCUCCUCGCUACCUGCUGGACGUCGACGAUGCCUAUGCGCUGCUCCGUCUCCCGGGGAAGCUCUUUUUGGCCAGCGACUUCAACGCCAAACAUGCGGCGUGUAAUUCUCUGCAUACCACCCACAGCGGCCGCCAGUUCCAUCGAGUCAUCGACAGGGUUGGUGCCUACGCUUGCGGGCCCGACGAGCUGACCUGCUACCCGUCCCGUGGCACGCCGGACGUCCUUGAUUUCGCCAUCACCAAAGGCCUGCAUCAAUUCAUGACUGCUGAUGUCGUCCAUGAGUUGAAUUCCAACCAUCUGCCGGUCCUCUUCAAUCUUGCUGUUGAUCCCGCCGUCAGCUCGCCUCGGCUUAAUCUUCCACCGCUGCUCCGAUCCACGCCGCUGUCCCGGGGUUCGCUGUUCCGGCGCCCGGGACUACCGGCCGACAUCUUGGAUCUAAUCCGGAUCAGCAACCGUCUCAGCAAGGAAUGGCGCCUUACCCGUUACCCCCUUCUGAAGCGGCGCGUCAAUCUUCUCCGUCGUAACAUUAAGGCCGCCAUUAACGCCCACAAGAACGAACAGUCGGCUCAGAAGCUGGCAUCGUUCACCCCGGAUCCCAACGCAUGGGACGCGGUGCGCUUCUUUACCAAGCGGAAGCACCCUCUGCCCCCUCUGGACUCGCCGACUGGUGUUGCCUAUACACCCGUGGAUAAGGCUAACGCCCUUGCUGAUGUAUUUCAGGCGAACUUCGUCCCACUCGACGAUCCUGUGGACCAACAGUUCGUUCAUGAUGUGGACCGUGGCCUCGAGGCCUACCUCUCUGUCGACCGCCCUGACGACGAUCAUCUUCCCAUCUUCACCACCGAUGAAGUGACCACCUGCAUCUGGGCGAUGGCCGCUAAAAAGGCUCCUGGCGCCGACGACGUCCCUGGGAGGGCGCUCAGGGAAUUGCCUCCUGCAGCACAUGCGUACCUGCCCCGCCUUUUCACUGCAAUUCUGCUAUCCUCCUUCACAUCGGAUGCGCACUUCUGGGACGCUGUGAGGUUCUUCGCCAAACGGAAGGCCUUCAUUCCUCCUCUGGGCGUUCCUGCCGGCGUCGCUUAUGCACCUUUAGACAAGGCCAACGCGUUGGCCGACAUCUUUGAGGCGAACAUUCGCCCCAUCGAUGACCCCAUCGACCUGCAGCAUGUUCACCACGUGGAGGGGGCUAUGGCCACGUACUUGGCGGAAGACACUGGCGAGGAGGACGAUCUGCUCGUUCCCAUCACUCCGGCGGAAAUCAAGUCCACCGUUGCUGCCUUAUCGUCGACCAAGGCGCCGUGUGCUGACGACGUUCCUGUGGGGGUCCUGAAGGAAUUGCCGCACAUCGCUUUCGUGAUACUGGCCACUAUUUUUAACAGCAUCAUCUGGACGUCUAAUUACCCAACAGCUUGGCGGCGUGAGAUUGUUGUGGCUGUUCCUAAACCGGGCCAAGAACCUCGUGCCAAGGGUGUUCCAUCAGCAGGAGUCGUCUGCUUCUGCUAA